CCUGCUCUCGCUCUCUCUCUUUCUCUCUCGUUUUCCAGUCGCUGUGACUAGAGGCAAAUAACGGAACCAGUUAGACCGUAAAUUGCUUGACAGUUUUAAGUUGACAUUUUUUGAUACCGUAGUUCGGAAAAGGUUUAAUCUAAUAAUAAUAACUCCGUGUCCACCUUUAAAACUCUAAACACUGUCCCUUUAAGAGGGUUUACCUACCGACCUCCUGGCUCCUGUUGAUCCGACAGUAUUACACAUUACUGUUCGUCUGUGUCUCCUGUCAUCUGCGCUUUACUUUAUUCUUAACGGUUUAUUUAUUUAUUUAUUCACUUUGGAAACUUGAAGAAGCUCAAACAUGGCAGAGGUAGGGAAAGGAGUCAACGCCGGGAAACUGGCCAGUAAUGUACAGAAGAGGUUAACCCGAGCACAAGAGAAGGUGAUGCAAAAGCUGGGUAAGGCGGAUGAAACGAAAGACACGGCCUUUGAGGAGGGAGUGGCAAACUUUAACAAGCAGCUGGCCGAUGGCACCAAACUGCAGAAAGACUUGAAAGCGUAUUUGUUGGCAGUCAAAACCAUGCACGAGUGUUCAAAGCGUCUGCAUGACUGUCUGGCAGAAAUGUACGACCCCGAGUGGUUUGGCAAAGAGGAGGUGGACUCCAUCGCAGAGGAGAUGAUAGAGAAAGAAAUGGAUAAUAAUUUAGAGGACACUGACCUCCUGUGGCAAGAAUUCCACCAAAAUCUGACCGACAAUGCCCUCAUUUCCAUGGAUGUGUACUUGGCUCAAUUUCCAGACAUAAAGACUCGCAUUGCUAAGCGUGACAGGAAGCUGGUAGACUUUGACAGUGCCAGACAUCAUUUCGCUUCUAUACAGAAAGGCAAGAAAAAGGAUGAGGCCAAAAUUGCCAAGCCUCUGACUCUGGUGGAGAAGGCGGCUCCCGGCUGGGCUCAGGGAAUAAUCACAGCACACCAAAUCGCUCAAACUAACCUCUCAAGAAACCAGGCUGAGGAAGAGUUGGGGAGAGCUCAGAAGGUAUUUGAGGAGAUUAAUUAUGAUCUCCAGGAGGAACUUCCCACGCUGUGGAACAGUCGUGUUGGCAUCUAUGUUAACACAUUCCGGAGUGUAGCCGGCCUGGAGGAAAAAUUUCACAGGGAUAUGGGCAAACUGAACCAGAAUCUAAGUGAUGUUAUGACCAAACUGGAUGAGCAGCGUCUAGCCAAAAAAGGUGUCAAGACAGCAAGCAUUGGGAAGAGUGAAGAAGCAGCCAACCACAGUCCCUCAGAUUCCGGGUCAGACGCCCCUAAAUCACCACAAAAGUCCAGAGAGGGACCGCCGGUCUCACGGCCCCCGAGGCCUGCUUCGCCUCAGGAGGUGAAAGAGGAAAACAUCAUUAACCUGUUUGAGGAUGCAGUAGUGCCUGACACUAACAUUUCAACCCAGCCACAGGGGGCUUCGUGGAAUUCAUGGGAGCCUGGUCAGACUCCUGCUGCAGACCCCUCUCAGGACUCCGAUGAUAAAGCUGGCGCUCAGACGAAUGAAGCCUCUUUAUGGGAUGAUGAGGUCACUCCUGCCGUAGAGCCGUAUGAACCCCCCAGCUGGCAUGAGCAGGACAGUGUGUCUGCGCAGUCAUACAGUGAGACUGCUGCGACUGCAGAGGCUGGAGACUGGGAGGACAGGGGUGUGGAGUGCUGGGGCGAGGAAGGGUCCCAGGUAGGGCAAGAGCAGGACGCAGAUAUAAACUGGGGCAGUGGUACGGCUGAGGCUUGGGAGGCGGAGUCAAAGCCGCCUCAGUGGGAGGAGCUUCAAACUAAUGAAGCUCCAACAGUGACAAAUGGCUCGUCAGAUGCAGAGCUUCCUCCAUCUGUUCUUUAUAAGGUGAAAGCAAUGCAUGACUACGGAGCAACAGACAGUGAUGAACUUGACCUAAAGGCUGGUGAUAUUGUGCUUGUGCUUCCCUUUGCCAACCCAGAUGAACAGGAUGAUGGCUGGUUAGUGGGCGUAAAAGAGACACACUGGCUUGAGCAUAAAAACCUUCUAGCAAAAGGAGUUUUCCCUGAAAACUUCACCCAGAAACUGUGAGCGGAACAGCCACCUCACAACCACCUGUUCUUAUCCUUCGUUUUCUCACCACUCGACUGUGAUGACAUUUUUUUUAUAUAAAAAUCAAAAAUAAGGGCUUCUCAAGUGAAAAAAAGUGGUGUUCUACAGUAUAUACAUGGUCACUUUUAUAGAACUGGAGUGUCAUCAGAUGAUAUUUGCAACAGCAUGCUUUACACUAAAUAGUGAUAUGGACACAAUUAAAAGAUGCCAGAUAUGGAUGAAGACCCAGGAUGAAUUGGUUGAUGUUUGUCAUUGGCCCAUUUUGGGAUGGUUGUUUAGUACAUGAAGCAUCAGUUCAAUAUUAUUUUUUUUUAUCAACUGACAUCAAUCACUAUACUUCAGUGAAAUCUUUUGCUCUUUUGCCCAAACCCAACAUGAAAUCAAAAUUGAACCCAUUUUACUUUCUUAACAUACUUUUUAGAUCUUACUGUGCACUAUUCUUCAGUGCUUGUUCCACAUACUGUAAAAUAAAAAAUGUGUAAAAACGGGUAGAAUAUUGUUUCCACAAAGCAACUCAGUGUAAAUAGAAUUAAUAUACUAUUUGUUCUAAAGAUAAAAUAUAUUAAAGUCAGCUGAUCACAAAACCAAUCAGUUUUCAAUGAGUUAAAUCAGGUCCUGCUGGACAGUAUAUAUAUAUAUAUAUAUAUAUACGGAUUUAUUCAUAAAUACAUCAGGUGCGAAGUGCAAACUCUAUUUCAUGUUGACCUUUAAGUUAUCUCUUGACUCCCCUGAACAUGUAGAGCCCCUUCAUCCUCUCAGAAAUAGAAUAUUUUAAAAUGUUGUUCCAUAGAUGGGGUAUCUAGCACUACAUGUGGGGGGCUCAUCAUCUCAAUGCUUUUAUGAUCAAUAACUUCAUGAUAUGUUUUUCUUUUGUUCUGUUUUUGAGAUAUUCAGGUAUAUGCCACCAAAGAUUAUGACGAUUAUGCUAUGGGACAAACCACUGUGGUCAUACUGUACGAACAACAGUUUGCUCAAAACUAUUUUGGUGGGUUACACAUUUGUCAUGGUUGCAUGAACGUUUUAUAGACCCUUUUAGAUGGGUGCACGUAUGCUUUUAUUUUGUAGAAAAAUAAUUUUAAUCUUACUGAGAUUUAAAUUAGAAAAUCAGGUCAAACAUAGAUUUAAAUGUUCAGUUGGUAUUGAUCUGUGCACUGAUACUCUGAUUACAUGUAGGAUUAGGGUGGAAUUCACUGAAUGAAUUAAGCUGAAUUUCUUCACACUGUACACUAUCACGCCACCACUGUGAUCCAGGCUGAAUCACUUGUUCAAAAUGGCAAAAGUGUGCUUGACUGCAUCCACAUCUGGAUCUAUGCCUGAUUAUAAUGAUCUUCUUUGUCUUUUGAUGAAUUACAGCUGUAAUGCUCGAUAGAAAUAUGUGCACAAACAUCUCUUUUUAAUAAAAUUCAGUUUUCUAUAAUAUUGACACUGCAUUGUUUAGAAAUGACAAUGACUUAGUAUUUUAGCUGGAUUGAAAUGUAAAAUGGAUUGGUUGAACUGUAAAAGUGCUUCAACUACUUCAGCAAAUUGCAUCUUUUUUUUUAAUACCUAAUGUCAAAAUUUGAUGUCGUAUAUUCUGGGAAUCUAAUUUUGCCAAAACAGUGUGGAAUCUACCAAAGAGGGUAAAUUAGCUGCUAAUGUGUGCUGUAAACUGUUAUGUAUUAUAAAUUCUGACAUUGUCAAUCUGUAUUGUGUAAAUCUUAGUUUAUAUAUUAUCUCUCUCAGACCUGUUUACAUACCAGAGCUUUAAUUUUCUCACCCAAAAAGCUGUUUUGCAUAUUCAAAUAUGUAUCAGACCUUUGAAAUGAACAGACAGCUGCAAGAGGUCUAUGCAGGUCUAUUUAUGGUUCCUCCUAACAAAAGAGUGUAAAUGUUUGGUGACUCUCUAAAUAUCUAAAUCAUAAAGGUUCUGAUAUUUAAAACUAGCCUGGAAAAACUGAGAUGUAUCACAUUAACUAUAUACAUUUGAUCAGAAAGGGUCAAUACUGUCCUGCGGCAUUAUGGCUGGAUGCUCUGUCUUAACAUGUAGUACUCUGUGAACCACCCUGUCUGGCAGACUUUAAAAAGCAUAAUAAAAUUAGAAUCAUGCUGAA
Molecule: messenger RNA, 4176 nt
Organism: Pimephales promelas (fathead minnow)
Lineage: Eukaryota; Metazoa; Chordata; Actinopteri; Cypriniformes; Leuciscidae
Source: RefSeq, a predicted model, not a curated record